GCCAUGAUUUUCGACGCCUGCGCAGUUCAUUGUUGUGAUUUUAACUGUAGAAAACAUGUCUGCCUCCAUGGUGCGAGCGACCGUCCGAGCGGUCAGCAAAAGAAAGAUAUUACCCACAAGAGCCGCGUUGACAUUGACUCCAUCAGCUGUAAACAAGAUCAGAGUGUUGUUGCAGAACAAGCCGGAAUACAUCGGUUUGAAGGUUGGAGUGAGAACACGUGGCUGUAAUGGACUGACAUACACUCUGGACUACACCAAGGACAAAGACAAAUCUGAUGAGGAAGUGCUGCAGGACGGUGUCAGGGUGUUUAUAGAGAAAAAGGCUCAGCUCACCCUCCUCGGGACUGAGAUGGACUUUGUGGAGUCGAAGCUGUCAAGCGAAUUCGUCUUCAACAAUCCAAACAUCAAGGGCACGUGUGGCUGCGGCGAAAGCUUCAACAUCUGAGCAUCAUGGAGCCUCCGCCACCCUCCCCCUGUACUCGCCCUGCUCCAAACCCCGUCCCAUCAUGAAAGACUGAGAGAUUGAAUAAGACAGACAUGAGGAAAUCUCUGAGAUGUGGACGUGCCUGUGUAUCUGCAACUGCUCUUCCCCGGACCACUAGCCUACACACACACUGGUUCAGAUUAAAGCUUAGACAAAGGUUUAAAUAUAGUCUGUGUAGUCAGAACCUUCACAAUACUUUGAUUUCAGGUUCAGAAACCUCUGAUAUAAACAUCAAAUGACCAUAUUUUUAUCUAGAGGCCGGCUGGCUGUCUACUCAUAUACACGCACAGUAUUUUUAGAAAUUCAAGUUUCACUUUACUUUGUAUGCAAGAGGAAGUGAUUCAACUUCGCCGAAGGCUUGCCUCAGAUUCAGGUUUAAGUUGGUAAAGCUAGGAGGGAGAAUAAGAAGUAUGAUACUAUCAAGUAUCCUGUUGUCACCCUCUAAAAUCCAAACACGCUGUUAACAACACUGUAGGACCGUGCACUAUCAUCCUGUUAUCAACCAGCAGUAUACAAAAGUGGAAGAGUUUGAGUGUCUGGUUUUCUUAGUUUGUAAAGUAUUUAUCUCUAUGUGUAAAUAUAAAGAAUGUAAAUCUCCCUUGAACCACACGAACGCACAAAAACCCACACACCAAACAUGUAUCCUUCACACGAGAGAGUACAUGAGGUUAAUGUCGGGUUAAUUUUUUUUGCUUGAUCAAAGCCAGAACUUUGUAUAAUAGAUUGUGUGCUCUUAAUAUUUGUAACUGUGCAAUAUGUCUGUGUACAUAUGAGAUAAUAAACAGAGAAAUCCAAC
Molecule: messenger RNA, 1280 nt
Organism: Notolabrus celidotus (New Zealand spotty)
Lineage: Eukaryota; Metazoa; Chordata; Actinopteri; Labriformes; Labridae
Gene: isca1
Product: iron-sulfur cluster assembly 1
Exons: 4
Coding region: 56-445 (129 amino acids)
Biological process (GO): iron-sulfur cluster assembly
Cellular component (GO): mitochondrion; cytoplasm
Molecular function (GO): 2 iron, 2 sulfur cluster binding
Source: RefSeq, a predicted model, not a curated record